Messenger RNA from Astyanax mexicanus (Mexican tetra), 1786 nucleotides. RefSeq names its product nanos homolog 3 (gene nanos3). NCBI's taxonomy places the organism in Eukaryota, Metazoa, Chordata, Actinopteri, Characiformes, Acestrorhamphidae. Gene Ontology annotation, cellular component: perinuclear region of cytoplasm. The record is from RefSeq and is a predicted model, not a curated record. Gene Ontology annotation, molecular function: mRNA binding; zinc ion binding. The transcript has 2 exons. The coding region runs from base 32 to 1006 and encodes 324 amino acids. Gene Ontology annotation, biological process: oogenesis; negative regulation of translation.
UGCAGUAGCAUUAAGUCAAUCGCACUUUCAGAUGAACGUCUUCAGGAAAAGUUCAGGAGAUACAGCAGCACGAGAGUUCGACAAGAGCCCUCAGACUGAAGUCUUUAAACCUGUGCUGAUGGAACCCUUUGAGAAGAAGCAGCGAUACUUCGAUCCUUGGCGAGAUUACCUGGGCCUCGCGGACAUGGUGACCACAAUGCAGACGUCCAGCUUGAGAAAGCUUCCUGAAGGUCCCCCUACAAAAGACUCCAGGAGUGUUUGGAACAACUGCCUACUGCAACAUUCGUGUUCAUCAUCAAUGCCACUGUCCUCAUCAUCUCCACUGCAUGGAAAUCCUCCAAACUGCAUAAGGUUCACGACUCAAACGUCACAAUCAGCUAUAGGGAGUGAGCGAACUGCUGGCUACAGCAGCUUUACUUCCUCUAGCGGAGUUUCCACCUCCAGCUGGAUGACGUCACCAGAAGAUCAGGAUGAAAAUAUGAUAAGCAAUCACCACUCACCAUCAUGGGAUCCUGUUUCCUUCUUCCCGAUUUCUUCUCCAGCCAGAAAGAGCAAGCAGACGUCUCGUAACCAUGAGAUGUCUCCAGGCGACGUUUUCUGGAACCACCAACCAGCCAAAUGUGAAGAGCAAGGUUACAUUCAGAACUCAAAUCCACCUGGAACAGGUUCCUCUUUCUACAGGAAAUCUUCACCAGCCAACAAAAGCGAGAAAAUGUCUGUUAACAGCUCCAGAUCAUCAAGCAGCAUUUCCUCCUCGUCUCCAGAGAGGAAGCAGCACUGCAGUUUCUGCAAGCAUAACGGCGAGGCGGAAAGCGUCUACACCUCCCACCGGCUGAAGGAUCGCAGCGGUUGCGUGAUCUGCCCGUACCUACGUCGCUACGCGUGCCCACAGUGCGGCGCAACAGGGGCGAGUGCGCAUACCCGCCGCUUCUGCCCCCUGGUGGACAGCACGUACAGCUCGGUAUACGCCCGGCCAGAGGGAAAAGACAAGAAAAGGCAAAAGUAGCGAGACAAGAAAUGUGGAUAUGGUGCGGAAAACACGAAAAGGAGAGCAAAACUAGGUAAUCCAGUAGGUUUGAGUUCCACCUAUUGGAGCGACUUAAUUGGGUUAUCUAAAAGAAAAGUAACACAGGACUAACAAUUCAAAAGAAACAAAUUUGACCACAAAUCUUUGAAAAGAUUUCCCCUUCAAAGAAAAGCUAAUGUGAUCCAAACACUUGAUGGAGACCAUUACUUUUAAGAUGUUAAAUGGUAAAUAAAUGCUCUUAGGUUGUUGUUAGAAAAAUGGUAACUGUUAACUGGUUUUGCUGUGAAAUAUAUUAUAUUAUAUUGACAUUACACUAACAUAAAAUUACAGUUUGCUUGAUGAUUCAGAUGUGAUUGGUCAGCCCAGCACAGUGUUAGCCCAACAUUAACUUAAGCUUCUUUAAUAUGUGAAGCCACCAAUUAAAGUAAUUCUGUUGGUGUAGUAUAUUGAAUUUCUGUGGUGUAGCCCACACAUCUGAAUCGAGCCAAUUUCAGUACAUAAUUUGUUAGUGUAUACUUAACUUACUAUACUUUCCAAGUCCGUUUCCUAGACCCAGAUUAAAGGAAUUGUUUGGCGAAAAAAAAAAUGAUUGCAAAUUGACCCCAGAUGCGGUUGAUCAACCAUAACAUAUCUGACAUAUUGGCUCAGUCAUCAGCAGCCAGAGUCAGAGCGAGCACAGUUAACUGGCCAUGCUGUUUGUCUCUGGGUGGGCAGGUAUCUGUGAUGCAGGUCAUCACAGGCAUCUGUUAGCUGAUGUAU